This is a messenger RNA of Gekko japonicus, 844 nucleotides long. RefSeq names its product myelin protein zero-like protein 1. Bases 1 to 630 code for a protein of 209 amino acids. Gene Ontology annotation, cellular component: focal adhesion; cell surface; membrane. The record is from RefSeq and is a predicted model, not a curated record. The transcript is spliced from 5 exons. Lineage: Eukaryota; Metazoa; Chordata; Lepidosauria; Squamata; Gekkonidae.
AUGGCUUCGGCUGGGUUGCUCGACGUGUUGCUGGUGGUGGUGGUGGUGGCGGCGGCGGCUCUUGGCCUGUCCCAUGUGUCAGCUGUGGAGGUGCACACAGCACAGGAGCUCAGGGUGAAGAAUGGGACAGUAGCAAGGCUCCGGUGCACGUUCACAUCCUGGGAGGUGAUCAGCAGUGCAGCCUCCGUGACCUGGAGCUUCCAAGCACAAGGAGCAUCUUCCGCUGUGUCGUUCUUCUAUUAUUCUAAUGGGAUGGCAUAUCCUGGGCAACAUGUGCCAUUUAAGGACAAAAUCAGCUGGGCUGGAGACUUGAGCAAGAAAGAUGCAUCUAUCAGUAUUGCAGACAUCCAGUUUCUGGACUCUGGCACUUAUGUCUGUGAUGUCAAGAACCCUCCAGACAUUGUUGUCACACCAGGAGAAAUCAGGCUCGAAGUGUUGGAGAGAGAGGUUUCUGGUCAGGAGCAAGAGACUGAUGUCCCCCCAACACAGACUGAUUCCACUGAGGAGAGGGUAUUUGUGAUCCUGCAAGAGAUCAAGGACCUAGUCAACACAAAAUUUAAGUCACUGAAUAAUCGCCUGGAUGACUUUGAGAGCAAACUGGAUGAAGUCAGACGUACAUUGAUAACCUGAAACCAAACGUCCACAGCAGUGGAGGACUAGAUGGCCACAGUAAGAGCAGUAAGAGCAGCGACGAUGAAUAUAUAGAGGAAUUAUAUAGUCUCUUUUCAGAGUAUCGCUUUCAAUAUUUACAUUUAAUCUUGCUCUGUAUAUAACUCCAGGCACUUCAAUAUUUCAGUUGAAAAACAACAGCAGGAUUGCCUUAAGCACCCACCUUGCUUCUCUU